CGGCCGACGUCUUCGUGAGUAGGCACACGGCCGUGCCGCGCGAGGACGUCGACGCGUACGUCAAGACGCGUGUACUGCCGGCCGGCGGGCCGUCCCAGGCCGCGCGCGUCGACGGCAGCGGCGCCAACCUAUUAUUGAAGGAGUGCCCGUCCGCCGGCUUCUGCUCGCCCACCAAAUACGCCGGCACGGGCAAGCCGGGCAACGACUACAAGUUUGCGAUUCUGAGGGAUGGUGGCGCGUAUUUUUGCCAUCGAUGCGGCGGCAAGGGCUCGUGGUACGAUUUGAGGUUGGGCAUGUCCGGGGCGGUGCCCUCGUCCCUGGAGGGGGAGGUCCAGUCCACGCCGCGCGUGCGUUCGGGUGACACACCGAGGCCGGACGCCGCGAUCGCCGCGCGGUGUCCCGUCGCGCUCUUCGACGCGCAAGGGAGUGAGGUCAAGCGGUAUCUCAAUGACACGCGCGGCUUGGACGAUACUACACUAGCUGUCUACGGCGUGGGCUACGCUUCUCGCAAAUUCCGGGACGGCGAGCGGUGGGUCGACGAGCCGUGCGCGACGUUCCCCUGGAUCCAGGUUCCCGGCGACGGACCGGCGUCGACCGUGCGGCUGAAAGUUCGAAGUGUGCGCACGAAGCGGCACAUGCGCGUCGAGCCCGCCGGUUUUUUUCCCGCGUCCUUGUUUUUUCCUUCUUUACGUUGUUGCCGCGAGACUUCACGUGUCGCCACGCCGUCGCCGCCACGCCGUCGCCGCGAGACUUCACGCCAUCGCCGCGACUCGUCGUGAGCGUGCUGCACACAGGCGGCGACUGGGGCCUCUUCGGCCUGCACACCGUGCCGGCCGACGCGGCCGAGCUCGUCAUCACGGAAGGCGAGUACGACGCGAUGGCCGUCUACCAGGCGACGGGCCGCGCGGCGGUCUCGCUGCCGAACGGCGCCGCGUCGCUGCCGCCGGCGGUCCUGCCGUUGCUGGAGCGGUUCAAGCGCAUCUUUUUGUGGUGCGACGGCGACGAGGUGCCGGCGCGGCGUCCGUCUCCUGUCUUCCUGUGGUCCGGUGGCGUGGGGUGGGGUGGGACGACGAGGUCCAGCGCGACCACCGGCACGCCAUCACCGCGACCCGUCCGUACCUGCGGCCGCGGCGCCCACGAGCCGGCCGCUGACCUGGGGGAGAGGCCCCCGCACGCCAUCGACGUGUAACUCACACAGGCCGGCGUGAACGCGGCGCGGAAGUUCUCCGCGAAAUUGGGGCGGCACCGCUGCGUGGUCGUGCGGGCGCCGGACGAUUGUAAAGAUGCGAACGAUUGUCUGAGGAAGGACCCUUCAUUGGUCAAGCGCGCCUUGGACGACGCCGGCGCGCCGGACCAUGACGGGUUGGUGUCCUUCAAGGAGCUGCGGGGCCAGGUCCUGCACGAGCUGCGGCACCCCGAUUUGUACGUCGGCGCGCCUUUACCCUCUUUUCCGAAGCUUACGGGCCUGGUGAAAGGCGCAAGGCCCGGCGAGCUCACGUUGCUGACGGGGCCUUCAGGCGCGGGCAAGACGACACUGGCGUCGCAAAUUUCCAUUGAUUUACUAGAGUCCGGCGCGCCGACGCUCUGGGGCUCGUUCGAGGUCAAGAACUCGGCGCUCGCCAUCAAGAUGCUGCGGCAGCAGGCGCGACGGCGCGACGGCCUGCCGAACGAGCCGCGGUUACUAGAUGCAUUGUGUGACGACUUCCAGCGGUUACCUCUCCAUUUCAUGCGCUUCCACGCGGCGACGGAGGUUGAUGAUGUUGUCGACGCGAUGGAGUUCGCGGCCUACGUCCACGACGUCGAGCACGUCGUCCUGGACAACCUGCAGUUCAUGACGCAGGCGGGGCCGCGCGACGCGUCGCGCUUCGAGGCCCAGGACCGGGCCAUCGCGCGGUUCCGCGACUUCGCGACGCGGCGCGGCGUCCACGUGGUCUUGGUGGUCCACCCGCGCAAGGAGGACCCGACGCAGAAGCUGGCGCUGACGUCGAUCUACGGCGGCGCGAAGGCGGCGCAGGAGGCCGACAACGUCCUGAUCCUCCAGGCGCCCGCGCAGCCGGUGGCGCCGGGCCACGCGUCGUCGCAGCAGUCGCAGGCGCCCAUCCCGAAGUGGGUCGAGGUCGCGAAGAACCGCUACGCGGGCACGCUGGGUUCAGUGAUGAUGGCCUUCAACGACACGACGUGCCGGUACUACGAGCUUUCCGCGGGCGCGUCGGCCUCGUCGGCGUCGGGCGCGGCGGUGAGGUAAUCUUGUUUUCUCUA
Pelagomonas calceolata is the source of this 2259-nucleotide messenger RNA. The record is from the annotation of a GenBank genome assembly. Lineage: Eukaryota; Pelagophyceae; Pelagomonadales; Pelagomonadaceae.